AUGCCCCUCUUCGGCUCCUCGAAAUCCACCACCUCCGACACCGCCUCCGACCACCACGAGCAGCCGCAAAACGACCCCGUCGCAUCUGCAUCCGCCGCCGCCGGGACGGAAUGGCUCGCUGGACAUCUGCAUCAUCUCACGGAUGAGCAGCAGGGGAAGUUGGAGGAGUUUAAGAAGCUGUGUGGGGAGAAGGGGUAUUACAAGGCUGCCAGUGAGGAGAAUGGGGGGAAGGCUAGUCAUGAUGAUGCGACGAUGUUGCGCUUUCUCCGCGCACGCAAGUUCGACGUGAACGCCGCCUGGGACCAGUUCAAAGACACCGAGGACUGGCGGCGGGAUAAUGCGAUUGAGAAGCUCUACGAGAACAUCGACGUUGAUUCCUACGAGUCUGCUCGCCGGAUGUACCCCCAGUGGACCGGCCGGCGCGACCGCCGCGGCAUCCCCGUCUACGUCUUUGAAAUCAAACACCUCAAUUCCAAGAACAUGGCCGCCUACAACGAGACAAUGAGUACCUCAAACCUUCCCGCGGAGGCCCAGAAGUCAUCUACCGUGCCAGAGCGGUUGCUACGCCUUUUCGCGCUGUAUGAGAAUCUGCUUAGAUUCGUGAUGCCUGUUUGUUCGAAGCUGCCGCGGCCGAACCCCGAGACGCCUAUUGUCACGAGCACGAAUAUCGUUGACGUUAGUGGGGUGGGACUGAAGCAGUUUUGGAAUCUGAAGGGGCAUAUGCAGGAUGCUAGUGUGUUGGCUACGGCGCAUUAUCCCGAGACGUUGGAUCGGAUCUUCAUCAUCGGCGCACCUAGCUUCUUCCCCACAGUCUGGGGCUGGAUCAAGCGCUGGUUCGACCCGGGCACAACAUCCAAGAUCUUCAUUCUCUCCGCCUCGGAUGUAAAACCAACACUAACCUCCUUCAUGGACCCCUCCAGUAUCCCCAAGCAAUACGGCGGCGACCUCGACUGGACAUGGGGCGACAUGCCGAAUCUGGAUAAUGACACAAAGGAUAUUAUCGGCGGUGUUGAGUCUGGGGAGGGCGAGAAGAAGGAGUUUUUGAAGGGGCCGAUGUUGUUUGAUGGGGACAAGAUACAGGUCCUUGGGAGAGAGAAGAAGGGGGAGGAGAAGGAUGGGAUUGAGAGGAGGUGGGAUAUUCCCGUGACUGCCAAUGGUGCUAGCGCACCUGCUGGUGAUAGUGAGAAGCCUAGUGAGACUGCUACUGCUGCUGCUCCGGCACCUGUGCAGGAGGCAUCUUAG
Aspergillus chevalieri is the source of this 1242-nucleotide messenger RNA. RefSeq names its product SEC14 family lipid-binding protein. The transcript has 4 exons. The record is from RefSeq and is a predicted model, not a curated record. NCBI's taxonomy places the organism in Eukaryota, Fungi, Ascomycota, Eurotiomycetes, Eurotiales, Aspergillaceae. Bases 1 to 1242 code for a protein of 413 amino acids.